AUGAGGUUCGGGUGCCGUUCAAGGUUGCCCUCGCUGUUCUUCAUGAGGUCAGUGGCAGGACUGCUGCCCAUAGUCAGGCAGUAUUCUGCCAAGACUUCCUUGCCAGCGCAGCAAUGGGUGGACUCUCUCACUGUUCGCGCGCUCCCGGAGAAAGCGUUCUCCUACAACUUUGACAGAUCGAGCGGCCCCGGCGGCCAGAACGUGAACAAGGUCAACAGCAAAUGCACGCUCACUAUUCAUGCGUUUUCGAAAUGCGACUGGAUACCACAGGAAGUUCGCGACCAGCUGGUGCAAAGAAGGUUUCGCUAUCUUUCUUCCUCAAGGGACUGCGUGGUGAUCCAGUCUGACCAGUCGCGCAGCAGAGAAACCAACCGGCAGAUUUGCCUCGAGAAGCUGGUCAGUGAGCUCAAGACCACAUGUUGGUUUCCGAAAGAGGCACAGCCGGAGGAUCUGCAGAGGUGGAGCGCGAUACGCCGCAAGACCAGCCAGCAAAGACUGGAGGGUAAGAAAAUCAAAAGCGAUAAGAAGAAGCUACGGCGGAAAGUAACGGAUUACUGA
Molecule: messenger RNA, 558 nt
Organism: Lachancea thermotolerans CBS 6340
Lineage: Eukaryota; Fungi; Ascomycota; Saccharomycetes; Saccharomycetales; Saccharomycetaceae
Gene: PTH4
Product: Pth4p
Exons: 1
Coding region: 1-558 (185 amino acids)
Biological process (GO): mitochondrial translational termination
Cellular component (GO): mitochondrial large ribosomal subunit
Molecular function (GO): translation release factor activity
Source: RefSeq, a predicted model, not a curated record